AUGGAGAAUCCCGCGGGAGUAGACCUGCCAGAGGGCGAUGCUGCUCGGUGUCCUCAGUACACCAGCAGCGAGGAGGAGCAUAACCGUCCCGCCCCGACCACCGAGGACAGGGCAGCAGGGAAAAGGCCGCUGGCAGUGGAUCCGCCCCCUGCGGAGGCGCUGCCGGCAGAGAGCAGCCAAGCGCCGAAGCGUUGUCGGCUCGUCAGGAUCGCCUACGACGACGACGACGAGGAGGCGGCGCCCUCUUUGGUUCGAAGGCUGCGCAGCCGUCCAGACGUUGCGCCGGCCACUGCUGAUCGGAUGACCAGCGACCCGCCUGCCCCACACGCCGAGCCGACGCGCGUUGGAGAGACAAGGGCAGCGGCGGCGGCCGGUAGGACCAGGAGAAGGUUCUUCACAGCGACGCACAGGUGCUCCGAUCUCGCGACAUCGGACGUCGACCCUGACCACAUUGCUGGCCAGAGGACGGCCGAGCCCGUGGCUGUCGUUGGAGACACCGCGCCGCAGACCACCCAGGAGCAUGCCGAGGAGCAGCCCGCGACGACGACCGUGGCUGAGAGCACCGAGGAGCAUCCGGCCCCGAUGUCUCCUCCGACCACACUCAUCGCAGCCGGACCUCACCGCAACCCAGCAAGCACCACCAUAGCUGCUCCCCUAAUAAUCGUCGGAGGGGUUCACGACGCGACAACGGUGGUCGGGACGCCGGCGGCCACCGCGAGCAGAAUCGUGGCCGCGGCCAGGAAGUGA
Sorghum bicolor (sorghum) is the source of this 747-nucleotide messenger RNA. RefSeq lists its product as uncharacterized. The record is from RefSeq and is a predicted model, not a curated record. NCBI's taxonomy places the organism in Eukaryota, Viridiplantae, Streptophyta, Magnoliopsida, Poales, Poaceae. The transcript is spliced from 3 exons. Bases 1 to 747 code for a protein of 248 amino acids.